Camelus dromedarius (Arabian camel) is the source of this 9566-nucleotide messenger RNA. RefSeq names its product myosin XVB (gene MYO15B). The record is from RefSeq and is a predicted model, not a curated record. Gene Ontology annotation, molecular function: cytoskeletal motor activity; protein binding; ATP binding. Gene Ontology annotation, cellular component: myosin complex; cytoskeleton. Lineage: Eukaryota; Metazoa; Chordata; Mammalia; Artiodactyla; Camelidae.
AUGGGUGGGAGGAAGGGCAAAGCGCCCCAGCGCCCGGAGGGAACCGAAAAGCUAGCCUCGGGGCAGCAGGAAUCAGGGUCAGUCAGCACAGACGGCGCGCCCAGCCAGGAACGCCGAAAGAGCCGAAAGGGCCGCCGCAAGGGCCGCAGUAAGGCCCGCGGGGCGAGACUGGUCUUGGAGCCCGCCACCGCGGGAGGCCAGGAGAACCCUGGUGGGCGCAGGAAGUCCACCGUAGAGGAGAAGGGCGACUGGGGCCUGCCAGAGGCUGGGCCGCAGCCAGAGGCCAAGAGGAGCCAAGGCAGCGAGCGGCGUCGGGGAUGCGGGCCUAAGGAGAGCCACAAGCCCGAGGACGGCUGCGGAGGGUGCCUGGAGGAGAAGAGUCUCCCCCGAGGAGGAGGGCGGACACGCGAGCGCGACCGCCGCAGGCGGAGAGGAAAAGGGCACAGCCGCUCGGUUCGGCCGGGCCGCCGAGAGACCCGGGGCCUCGAUGGGGACACGUCGGGUGCAGAUGGGGGCAGUUCCUGCCGGGACAGCGAAGCCCGAGAGGCCUGGGAGAGCGGCAGCCAGGGCGGCGGGGUGCCGGAGCUGCGGCCCAACUCGGAACAAACGGACACGGGCUCUGGAGGCACCCAAACCGGUCUGGAGCCAGCGCUGGAGACGCCAGGAGAGCGCCCGAGCAGCGAUGGCAUCAGCAGCGACGGCAGGGGCAGCUACCAGCCCUCUACCGAGCCCCAGAGCCCGGAAGGGUCGUCGGGGGCGAGGCCCCAGGGAGAGAAUGAGGAUUCUGGGACAGACACGGACUCGAAUCUGGAGGGGGCCGGGCCUGGACGGAGCCCAUGGGCAGCCCCAGGAACGGCGAGCCGGGCCACUGAGGCCGAAAAGGCUGAGCCGGACGGAAAAGCCACGGCUUCUAGUCCCCUCGAGGGCAGCCGCGCACGCGUCCCCCGGAGCUUGCGGGCUUCUCGAGACCCAAAGCCGGCCCGAGACGCAAGGGACAAUGGCCUGCAGCUGGAGGCAGAGCCGCGGGGCGCCGAGCCCGUAAGAGCCGAGGCCUCGACUGCCCGGGGUCAACGCCGCCAGGUUGGAAAGGUGGUGGGGAAGGUGCAAGGUACGGCGGGAGAGAGCGUAGCGGGAACUGGAGGAGGAGACGGGUUCAGGGACCUAGCGCCGCUGGCCGCCCUAGUGGCGCUCCGCAAGCUCCCCGCGAGGCCUCCGCCAGGCCCAGGUCCCCAGGCGGCGGGCCCUCGCCCCUCCGGCCUCAAGGAGCGGCUCCGCUGCGUGGCACGGGUUCUAGGCCUUCUGCGGUGGCUUAGGCUGCGGCUCCGGCAACAGGCAGCCGGGGCGCCCGGGGUGGGCGGGGCGCGGGGGGGCGGAGGCUCAGUGGGGCUCAGGGGGCGACCAUGGGCUCCCCCUGGCGGCGGCCUGAGCUCCCCGCAGGUUGCAAAAAGCGCAGUCCCUGACGACCCUUCCGAGAACCAGGACCGGACUCCAGAUCCCAAGUUCGCGGUCGUCUUCCCCAGGAUCCACACGGCAGGGAGGGCCUCACGCAGCCGUAGUUCAGAGGAAGGGUCCGCGGACCCCCCCGCCGGGGAGGUGCGCGUUUGGCCUUGUGCAGGAGACAGUGAGGGGCACAGGGCGAGUGGAGAAGGGGUGGCCGAGCCCCUCCACAGCUCUCUCCUCGGCCCAACUUUCUCCGACGAGCCCCCACUCGACGAUAGCGGCUCCAGCAGCGAGGCGGAGCCGGAGACCUUGGGAGCCGAGGCUCCAGUGCACUGGGCGCAGAGCUCGGACGCCCAUGAGGACCCUGGGCUUGGCACCGAAGCACUGCUGCCCCGACUCACCUUGGAGACCCGCCAGCGGCGGGAGAGGAGCCCAGGCCCCCGCGGGUCCCUGAGGGAUCGGUGGGAGCCGGAGGAUGAGGCCGAGGAGGCGCUGGAGAGAGACCUGGAGCUGAGCAUCGGGCCGGGCCUGGAGGCGCUACCAUUUUCCGGCCUCGGGGACGGCCUAGAAGGCACCGAGGACCUGGCCCGGCUGCGGCUGGUGUGUGACAACUCCAUUCUGCUCUGCCUCAAGAAGAGGUUUCACCUGGGCCGAAUCUAUACCUUUGGGGGGGCCCUCCUGCUCGCUCUGAACCCCCACCGGCCCCUGCCUCUCUUCUCACCUGAGGUCAUGGCUAGCUACCUUCCCAGGAAGGCCCCCAACACCACCCGACACAUCUUUGCCAUCGCGGCAUCAGCCUAUAUCCUGUCUCAGAGCACUGGGCAGGGCACAUGCAUCCUCCUGGGGUAAACACUGCCAGCCCCUCCCCCCUGCAGUGGGCCCAGUGGCUCUGGGAAGACAGAAGCUGCGAAAAAGAUUGUGCAGUUCCUAAGUAGCCUGGAGCAGGAGCAGACGAGGGACAGAGGGUGUCAGCUGGAUGAUGUGCUGCGCAUGCUCAGCAGCUUUGGCCAUGCCAAGACAGUCCUCAAUGCCAAUGCCAGUCGCUUUGGCCAGGUCUUCUGCCUCCGCCUGCAGCACGGGGUCGUCCUGGGGGCAUCUGUGUCACAUUACCUGCUUGAGACCUCAAGAGUGGUGUUUCAGGCCCAGGCUGAGCGGAGCUUCCACGUUUUUUACGAGCUUCUGGCGGGGCUGGACCCCAUGGAACGGGAGCAGCUCUCCCUACAGGGGCCGGAGACCUUCUACUAUCUCAACCAGGGCAGGGCCUGCCGGCUCCAGGGCAAGGAGGAUGCCCAGAACUUCCCAGGACUGUUGAAGGCCCUGCAGGCACUGGGCUUGUGCGCUGAGGAGUUGACUGCAGUCUGGGCUGUGCUGGCCACCGUCCUGCAACUGGGCAACAUCUGCUUCUCCUCUUCAGAGAGGGAGUCCCGGGAGGUGGCUGCCGUGUCCAGCUGGGCCGAGAUCCACACAGCAGCCCGGCUGCUGCGGGUGCCACCUGAGCGCCUGGAGGGGGCUGUCACCAGGAGGGUCGUGGAGACGCCCUACGGCCAGGUCUUGAGAUCCCUGCCUGUGGAAAGUGCCAUCGAUGCCAGGGACGCCCUGGCCAAGGCCCUGUACUCGCGGCUCUUCACCUGGCUUCUGAGGAGGAGCAACACGCGGCUGGCACCCACCGCGGAGGGAGGCAGCGCGGACGCUGUCACUGUCGUGGACGUCUAUGGCUUUGAGGCGUUGCGAGUCAAUGGGCUGGAACAGCUGUGCAACAACCUCGCCAGCGAGCGCCUACAGCUCUUCUCCAGCCAGAAGCUACGGGCCCAGGAGGAGGAGGAGUGUCAGCGAGAGUUGCUGCCCUGGGUGCCCAUCCCCCAGCCUUCGCAGGAGUCCUGCCUGGAUCUCCUGGUAGACCAGCCCCACAGCCUCCUCAGUAUCCUGGAUGCCCAGACAUGGCUGUCUCAGGCCACGGACCACACCUUCCUGCAGAAGUGCCACUACCACCAUGGUGACCACCCAUGCUACGCCAAGCCCCAGCUGCCCCUCCCCAUCUUCACCGUGCGGCACUAUGCCGGGACUGUCACCUACCAGGUUCACAAGUUUCUAAACAGAAACCGGGAUCAUCUUGACCCUGCCGUGGUGGACAUGCUUGCCCAGAGCCAGCUUCAGCUGGUGGGCAGCCUGUUCCAGGAAGCAGAGCCCGAGUCCAGGAGAGGACGAGGCAAACCCACGCUGGCCUCUCGCUUCCAGUGUUCCCUGGGGGACCUCGUAGCCCAGCUGGGCAGGAGCCAUGUCUGUUUCAUCCAGUGCCUCAGCCCCAACCCGGGAAAGAAGCCGGGCCUCUUCGACGUGGGUCACGUGGCAGGCCAGCUGCGCCAGGCAGGCAUCCUGGAGGCCAUAUGUACCCGCAGCGCCAACUUCCCUGUUCGCGUGCCCUUCCAGGCCUUCCUGGCCAGGUUCCAGGCCCUGGGGACAGAGGGGCAGGGAGAGCUCUCUGACCGGGAAAGGUGUAGCGUCAUCCUGAACCAGGUGCUUGGGGCUGAGUCACCACUCUGUCACCUGGGAGCCACCCAGGUCCUGCUGCAGGAGCCAGGAUGGCAGCAGCUGGAGCAGCACAGGGCCCAGCAGCGCUCCCAGGCCCUGCUCACUCUGCACCGAGGCCUCCGCGUCUGCAUCUCCCGCCAGCGCCUCCGCCUCCUGCCACGGAUGCAGGCCCGCGUGCGAGGACUCCAGGCCAGGAAGCGGUACCUUCGGCGGCGGGCAGCUCUGGGGCAGCUGAGCACCAUCCUGCUGGUGGCCCGGCCCCUGCUCUGGAGACGAAAGAGAUUACAGCUUGGGCAUUGGCGUGUCUGGCACAGCAGUGGGGUUCCUGAGAAGGUGUCAAGCAUGGAGCUGGGGCGCUUGGAGAUCCCAGCUGAGCUGGCUGUCAUGCUGAAGAGAGCAGAAGGCCAUGAGCACGCCCUGGCCGAGAACAUUACCGAGUCCAUGCCCCCAGAAAUUCCGGCGCGGCCCAGCGUGACCCUCCCGCCUGACAUCGACCGGUUUCCCUUCUCCAGCUUCAUCUCCACCAGCUUCCAGGAGCCAUCCCUGCCCCAUCCCGGGCAGCUGCUGGCCAAGCCACUGACCUGGCUGGACGGUGAGGACCCUCAGCACGCCCUGGAUAUCAACAAGGUGAUGCUGCGGCUCCUGGGGGACGGGUCCCUGCCAUCCUGGCAGGAGCAGACCAUGAGCCAGUACCUGGUGCGGCAGGGGCAGCGCCGGCCCGGGCUGCGUGACGAGCUCUUCGGCCAGCUCGUGGCCCAGCUCUGGCACAACCCGGAUGAACAGCAGAGCCAGCGCGGCUGGGCCCUCAUGGCCAUCCUGCUCAGCGCCUUCCCUCCAAUGCCCAUGCUGCAGAAGCCACUGCUCAAAUUUGUGUCUGACCAGGCCCCCAGAGGCAUGGCUGCACUGUGCCAGCACAAGCUGUUGGGUGCCCUGGAGCAGACACAGCUGGCCCCUGGGUCUGCACGGGCCCACCCACCCACCCAGCUCGAAUGGACGGCCGGAUGGAGGAGGGGCCGCAUGGCACUGGACGUCUUCACCUUCAGUGAGGAGUGCUACUCGGCCGAGGUGGAGUCCUGGACCACAGGGGAGCAAUUUGCUGGGUGGAUUCUGCAGAGCAGAGGCCUGGAAACGCCUCCGCGUGGCUGGUCUGUGUCACUGUACUCCAGGGACUCCUGGCAGGACUUGGCUGGCUGCGACUUCGUGCUGGACCUGAUCGGCCAGACUGAGGACCCGGGGGACCCGGCCAGUCCCCAUAGCUACCCCAUCACUCUCGGUGGCUUAGCCGAGGACAUCCCCCCAGCCCCUAGCAUCCAGGCCCCCUCACUGCCCUCAAGUCCUCCUCCAGGUCCAGCCCCAGCACUGCCCAGCAGGGGUUGCCCAGGUGAGUCCCGGAACUCAGGGAGCCUGGAUGGCUUCCUGGACCACCUCUUCAAGCCAGUCCUCUCCCCAGGCCUCAGCGAUCUGGAGCAAGGCAGGGCUCUGAGUGGCCGCAUGAAGGGAGGGGGCUCAGUAGGGCCCAUGCAGCAAGGCAGCUACCCCGUGGUGUACCCAGGGAUGAUGCAGAUGCCCGGGUACCAGCCAGCCAUGAUGCCUGCUCCCAUGCCUAUGAUGCCAGCCAUGGGGGCUGUCCCCGCCAUGCCAGCUGUGGUGGUGCCGCCGCAGCCCCAGCCCCAGCCCCUGCUUCCCAGUGUGGAUGUGAGGCAGCUGGCAGCCCAGCAGCAGAACUUCAUCAACCAGCAGGCGCUGAUCCUGGCCCAGCAGAUGACUACCCAGGCCUUGACCUUGUCCCUGGAGCAGCAGACACAGCGCCAACGCCAGUGUCAGACCCAGGCCCCUAGAGCUGCCUCCCCACCUUCACCCCCAGCCAUCACCCCCAAGCCUGAGAACCCCCCCACCCCUCAGAAGGAGCCAGAGCGUGAGCCGGAAUUGAUGGGUGCCUACUUGAGGGAGACCUCACAAGAGGUUGAAGAUAGGCCCCGGAGGCCCAGGAGCUUCCAGCAGAAACGAGAGUAUUUCCAGAAGUUGGGGCAGCAGCAGAUCAAGGUGAAGAUGAUAAAGCCUCCAGCCAAGGUGAAGAUACCCCAGGGGGAGGAGCAGGAGGAGCUGGAAGAGGAGGAAACAAGAGCAGGUGGUGGGGAGAUGGGGGAGGGCUGGGGCCUGUGGUUCCGCACAAGGUCUCACUCUGCUUUCGCCCGGGCAGUGCCGUCGCCUCCUCCCCCACCAGUAGUGAAGAAGCCACUGACACAAGAUGAGGCCAAAGCUGCACAGGAGGCGGAGGCUGAGCCAGCCAUGGAGGCGGGGCCUGACCGUGGCUGUGAGCCGGCCCAGGACAGAGCCGUGGUGCGCAGCGCAGACCCCACGCCCCGGCGGGGGGAGCCGAGCAGGGAGAUCCGCAACAUCAUCCGCAUGUACCAGAGCCGCCCAGGCCCCGUGCCUAUGCCUGUGCAGCCAUCCAGGAAGCCCCCCAAAAAUUUCCUGAAGAAAAGCAACCCUAAGGACGAGGCUCUGGCUAAGCUGGGGAUCAACGGUGCCUGCUCACCCCCUUCGACACAGUCCCUCAGCCCGGGGAAGGGUCCCCCACCAGCUGUGGCCCCUCGACCCAAGGCCCGACCACAGCUUGUGCCGUCCAACUCCAUCAAGGAGAAGCAGGGGCCCCUUCAUGAGCUGUUUGCCCAGACCCCACCCACUGCCCAGAAACCCCCACCUCCACCAGCGCCCCCGCUGCCUCCGCUUGGGGACCCAGGGACCCCUCCAGCUGAGCUCCGCGGCUUGAGGGAGCCCAUGGGGGACCAGGGCAUCUCCACCCAGCUGCUCACGCCCUCGGGCAGCGUGUGCUUCUCCUACACCAGUGUGCCCUGGAGGUUGUUUCUGCGCAAGGAGGUGUUCUACCCCCGGGAGAACUUCAGCCACCCCUACUGCCUCCGGCUCCUCUGUGAGCAGAUCCUGAGGGACACUUUUGCUGAGUCCUGCAUCCGGAUUUCCCAGGAUGAGCGGCGCAAAAUGAAAGACCUGCUGGGAGACCUGGAGGUGGGCCUGGGCUCACUGGACACAGCCGAGGACAGUGUCAAGAAGCGCAUCGUGGUGGCCGCCAGGGACAACUGGGCCACUUACUUCUCCCGCAUCUUCCCUGUCCGGGGCGAGAGUGGCAGCGAUGUGCAGCUGCUGGGUGUGUCCCACCGGGGACUGAGACUGCUCAAGGUGAUCCAGGGCCCCAGCUUCCACCCCAACCAGCUGAAGACUCUCUGCUCCUACAGCUUUGCUGAGGUGCUGGGCGUGGAGUGCCCAGCUGGCUCCACCCUGGAGCUGUCGCUGAAGAGUGAGCAGCUGGUGCUGCACACGGUCCAGGCAAGAACCAUCAGGGCUAUGGUGGAGCUGUUCCUGAGCGAGCUCAAGAAGGACUCCGGCUACGUCAUUGCCCUGCGAAGUUACAUCACUGAUGACCACAGCCUCCUCAGUUUCCAACGGGGAGACUUCAUCAGGCUGUUGCCAGGGGCCACUCUGGAGCCAGGCUGGCAGUUUGGCUCCACCGGGGGCCGUUCCGGACUCUUCCCUGCUGACAUAGUGCAGCCGGCUGCUGCUCCAGACAUUUCCUUCUCAACCGAGCAGAGGAGCGGCCAGCACAAGAGCCAGCUGCAGCACAGAGAGUGGGGUAGGGCGUCGGAGAGCCCCACUCACCCCUGGAGCCAGGCACACAGUGACAACUUGGCCACCAGUCUGUCCCCCUCUGUGGACUCCCAUGACUACACCAUGCAGGAAUUUGCCUUGCGCUACUUCCGGAAGCCCCAAACCUUGCUGGACCAGACAGGUAGAGGCACUGAGAGGAAGGCCACGGCUACCCUGGUGCAGUACACCAAGGCUCCCAUCCAGACAUCACUCAUCAACUUCAGUGACGAGGACAUGAACAGGCAGGCUGUGGGAAGCUUCCAAGCUCUGAUGCAGUUUAUGGGGGACCAGUCCAAGCCCCGAGGCAAGGAUGAGCUGGAUCUCCUCUAUGAGCUGCUGAAGCUGUGCCGGGAGAAGGAAGACCUCAGGGAUGAGAUUUACUGCCAGGUCAUCAAGCAGGUCACAGGCCACCCGCGGCCGAAACCCUGUGCUCGAGGCUGGCGCUUCCUCAGCCUCCUCACAGGUUACUUUCCCCCGUCGACUACGCUGAUGCCCUAUGUGACCAAGUUUCUGCAGGAUUCCAGCCUGAACCAAGAGCUGGCCCAGAGCAGCCAGGAACAUCUCCAGCGCACAGUCAAAUAUGGGGGGCGCCGGCAGCUGCCCUCUCCAAGUGAAAUGAAGGCUUUCCUGAAAGGACAAGUAGUCCACCUGCUUCUAAUUCACCUGCCUGGGGGUGUGGAUUACAAGACCAACAGCCACACUUUCACGGUGGCGGCAGAAGUGCUGGAGGAGCUGUGCGGGAAGAUGGGCAUCAGGGACCCCCAGGAAGUGCAGGAAUUUGCCCUCUUCCUCAUCAAAGGGGAAGGCGAGCUGGUGCGGCCCCUGUGGCCCCAGGAGUACCUCAGCAACGUGGUGGUGGAUCGAGACGUGAGCCUGCACAGCUGGCGGCUCAGCUGGGAGACCCGGCUGCACUUCGAUGACCCCACAUACAUCAGCACCCACUACGGCCAGGUGCUGCAGGACUACCUGCAGGGCAGGCUGUUGGUCAGCGCCCAGGCAGACACCCAGCUGGCCAGGCUGGCUGCCUUGCAGCACCUCAGCAGGGCGCUCUCGGAGCCCCCCUCAGAGCAAGACCUACUGGCUUACUUGCCAAAGCAGCUGCAAUGGCAGGUGAACAUGGCCACCAUGAAGAGCCUGACGGGCCAGGAACUGAGGCAGCUGCAAGGAUGUAGCUCCCAGGAAGCACAGAUCAGCUUCAUCGAGGCCGCAAGUGUGCUGCCCCUCUUCGGCUACACGGUCUUCGUGGUGCUGCGGGUGAGCGAGCUGGGCCUGCCCGGACCCGGCCUCCUGGGGCUGAGCCGCCAGCACCUCAUCCUCAUGGAGCCCCGCUCCCAGGAGCUGCGCUGCUCCAUCGCCCUGAGGGACCUGCAGCAGCUCCACCUGCUGAGCCCAGCGGAGGCUGAAGGGUCCCCCGGCCUGGAACUCAACUACGGCUCGGCUGACAGCCCCCAGACCAUCUGGUUUGAGCUGCCGCAGGCCCAGGAGCUGAAGCACACCAUCACCUUCCUGCUGGCCGGCGACCCGCCUUCGGUUUAGUGGCCCAGCUUUACCCAAGAGGACUGGGGGAGGGGCGGAGAUGGGGACGGGAACCCUCUCUGGCCCAAGUCUCACCCGGACGGUCUCCCUUGGGUGCUCUCAGGCCAUUUGGGGUUGGACUUUGCCACUUGGCUGUUCUGGAACCUGCCGCAGCACCGCCCAGCUGGCCCACACACAUGGCGGCCACGAAGCUGGGGCUGCUAGAGUGACUUCAGCUGGGAAAGAGUCGCAAGCCUCCCUCUGGGGUGGACCUGGCCUGGGGUGGGGCUGCAGGAACUUGGCCCAGGUGUCUAAUGUUGCCCAUUCCGGGGGACAUGCCCACCUGGCCUCUGGCCCAAUAUCAGCACAAGCCCAGACUGGGGAGAAGCAGCUGCUGAGGAAAUAAAACCGCAAGAGAA